This is a messenger RNA of Marmota flaviventris (yellow-bellied marmot), 1390 nucleotides long. RefSeq names its product UBA like domain containing 1 (gene Ubald1). The record is from RefSeq and is a predicted model, not a curated record. Gene Ontology annotation, molecular function: protein binding. Lineage: Eukaryota; Metazoa; Chordata; Mammalia; Rodentia; Sciuridae.
AAUAUUUGUAUUAGCCGAGCCGGCUCGCUAAUGGUGGACGCGUGAGGCGGAGGCGCGAGCGGCGCAGAGGCCGGAGCGGGCAGCGCGGCGGCGCCAUGUCCGUGAACAUGGACGAGCUCAAGCACCAGGUCAUGAUCAACCAGUUCGUGCUGACGGCGGGCUGCGCGGCCGACCAGGCGAAGCAGCUGCUGCAGGCGGCCCACUGGCAGUUCGAGACAGCCCUCAGCGCCUUUUUCCAGGAGACCAACAUACCCUACAGCCACCACCAUCACCAGAUGAUGUGCACUCCUGCCAACACCCCUGCCACACCCCCCAACUUCCCUGACGCCCUCACCAUGUUCUCCCGUCUCAAGGCUUCUGAGAGCUUCCACGGAGGCAGCAGCGGGAGCCCAAUGGCCAUGACAGCCACCUCGCCCCCACCACACCUCCCCCAUGCCGCCACGGGCAGCUUUGCAGCACCCAGCUGGCCAACUGCAGCCUCACCCCCCGGAGGCCCACAGCACCACCAGCCACAGCCACCCCUGUGGACUCCGGCACCCCCUUCCCCGCCUUCAGACUGGCCACCCCUGGCCCCCCAACAGGCUGCCUCAGAACCCAGGGCCCACCCUGCUAUGGAGGCAGAGAGAUAAGGGAGGCCCCUCCCCCCUCCCGGAGGCCAGGACCCCGUGGGGCGGGGGAGAGGACGUCUCCAUGGGCCCCCUUGACCCCUUCUCUGUCUGCGCCCCUGUGCCCCAGAGCCCUGGAGGGGGUGAUGGGACUCUACCCAGGCGGGUGUGUGUCGUGCCAGCAUGCACAGCUGCACUCAUGCGAGUUCACGGAGCACAGGCACACAGCCCCCAGCUCGCAUGGACUUGGCUCAAGAGUGGCUUAGGUACCUGAUGGACGGCACCUUGGAGACCAACAAGCCUUCCCAAGAGGACUCACCCACCCUCCCCUGACCCAGCCCAGGGGUGCUCCAGGCAGUCACCCAGUGGAGACAUGGCCAGCUCCUGACUUGGCGCUCCGCGGGGCUGGCAGGCCUAGGUCCCUACACUUGGGAAUGCAGAGCCUUCUCCGCAUGUGCGUUGUGUAGCUGUGUCUGUAUUUAUACGUUUGUCACUCUUUAAAAAGCAACCUAGAUUACGGGGCAGCUGGACUUUGCAUGUUAGAGUGAGCCCCAAGCCCCUUGCCCACCACCCUUCCCCUCAGGGCCUUGCCUCACCCCAGCCCCUUGUCAGCCAGCAUUGCUCUUUCCUGCAGAGAAAAGGAUUAUGGGAAACUCCAGGACUCCUCCCACUAUCCCCAGCGCCUGCCUGCUGGGGCUGCCUGCAUGCCUCCCCCAGAACCCAGGGGUACCUGAUUCCUAUCUCCUUUCCCCAUUUUAACAGAAGAGAAGAAAAUUCCAAACCAC